ACUCUUUUUCUAUUCUACAUGACAUGUGAUUUCAUGCAUCGGGGCAAGAGAAUCUUGAGUAAUCGGUGUAGUAAUCGGAGUAAACACAACGGCAUAAGGCCCUUUUCAAAUGUCAACUAAACAAUAAUUAUGGAUGAUUAAGGCCAAGACUAGGAAUAUCAAGCAGUGCCAUGGGGCCAUCAUCACACAAUCCUGGUUUAUAUAUAGAUAGUCACAGAGAAGAGAACUUCUGUGUCUUUUGGAAUCACUGUCAUGGAGAGGAGAGGCCUCAGGCAGCAGCGAGCUCAGCCAACACGUACACAUCCAUUAACAAAUGAUCUCCGACUUCUAUCCGUCUAGGAUAUAAGUUUGAUCUGCUGCAAGCACAAGAAGUAGCUUACUUAGCUCGAUCUGCAACAUGGGCAAUUGCCUUUCUAGUAAAGGGUUUCGGCAGGUCGAACAAAUCGUAGAAGUGGCAACGACUGCCAGUGGCAUCAUGCAGUUCAAGGCACCCAUCACACCGCAAUGCAUCACCAAUGAAUUCCCAGGUCAUGCCAUCUUCCGGAGCAGUGACCCUUUCUCAGGCCCUCUUCUUCACAACGAAGAGCUUCAUCCUGGAGAAUUGUACUACUUGCUCCCACUUCAGUCAUUUAGGGGAUCCAUAUCGGCUACAUCUCGACCCAGCUACCGCAUUUCCCUCGAUCAUCAGGGAAUGAUGCCCGGAAAGGCAGACCCUGAGGUGCUUCCUAGAUACAACAGCGCUGGUGUGUGGAAGGUGAAGUUACUCAUAAGCCCUGAGCAGUUAACCGAGAUACUGUCUCAGGAGGCUCACACAGAGGCACUGAUCGAGAGCCUCCGAACUGUGGCCAAGUCUGGUCAUGUUGCUGGUAAUGGAGCAUCUUCCGUGGUAGAAUCCGAGUACUGCAGCCUCUCCCAGAGUUAAAUGGCGUCCUCCAUGUGUUAUGUUUGUUUUUAUGUUUGUUUACUCUUCUUCAUGUUGCGUUCCUCGAAGUAGCCCAUCUUUCACUAUGACUGCGGUGUAGGUAACAAAUGUAUCUACCAAAGUCACUACUUAGAAAAUAUCUCUGUGGAUAUUGGAUAAGUCUAGAGGACUCUCGCUCUUUCAUCGACCUACAUUGAAAAGCAUACCCAGCUGAAUCAUAGCCCGAUACUUAUAUUAUACUA
Messenger RNA from Syzygium oleosum, 1164 nucleotides. RefSeq lists its product as uncharacterized. The transcript has a single exon. NCBI's taxonomy places the organism in Eukaryota, Viridiplantae, Streptophyta, Magnoliopsida, Myrtales, Myrtaceae. Bases 398 to 922 code for a protein of 174 amino acids. The record is from RefSeq and is a predicted model, not a curated record.